GUCCGUUUUUCACCUCGAUUCACCGUCACUGCCUUCCUAAGCAGGAAUUGUGUGAAGUCGCCUGUCCUCUUCCACCGUUGGCUCCUUAUACGCGCGACGUGAGAACGACAACUCUCUCCGCGCACCGACUCUUCCCAGCAAACUGGUUCUAGAGAUGUCUCUUACGGAAGCAAACAUGUCGACUCCAUGGGCUGCGCCUGACGAUAUGGCAAAAUCUCUUGCUCAACUCGACCUGGCAUCCCAAUCUACCACCAUUCAGGACGACAAGUCUCAGCCACCCACUCCAGACGGAACAGGCUUACCGGCAAAUUUCCACAGCAUCGCUCCUAAUGUAUACCGCUCCAGUUACCCGCUAUAUGCACACUUUGAGACACUUGCAGAUAUAGAGCUCAAGAGCAUUGUUACACUGGUCAAAGAGCCUCUUCCAUUCGAGUAUCAGAACUUCAUCUCGCAACAUGGCAUUGUACAUUACCAGAUCCCUAUCCUGGCCAACAAGGACGAGAAGGUCUAUACCCCCGACGAGACUGUAAACAAAGUCCUUGGCCUUAUCCUCGACCAGUCAAAUUAUCCUAUGCUUAUUCAUUGCAACAAAGGACGACACCGGACAGGUACAAUGGUGGCCUGCUUCCGGAAAGUGACUGGCUGGACUUUGGAGGAUUGCAUCGAAGAAUAUGAGAAGUACUCGAAACCGAAAGAACGGGCACUGGACAAAGCCUUUAUCGAGCGCUUCGAUGCCUCGACACUGAAACCAUUAGCCUUGGAGAGAGGUUAUGUGGGCGGCAUAUAUCGAGCACCCGCUAAGUCAUCUACAAAAUCAUCGGUCUAUACCAACAACACUGUCGACACGGCGUACACCACUGACGAGUCCGAGUGUCCACCGAAUGACUAUCAGGAGCGAGUAAAGAAGGAGAAUGGUGUCCUGAUCGAAGCUGCGAAACCAGGGUCCUACAAAUGAUAGGCGGUAUGCAGAUCGACACGAACAUGAGUUAUAUGAUGGCGACUACCCAGCACGAGCACAAGAAGGCUGGGAGUCGCGCGACGAUACGGACCAACGACUACACG
This is a messenger RNA of Exophiala viscosa, 1062 nucleotides long. RefSeq names its product tyrosine phosphatase family-domain-containing protein. The coding region runs from base 155 to 955 and encodes 266 amino acids. Gene Ontology annotation, biological process: protein dephosphorylation. The record is from RefSeq and is a predicted model, not a curated record. Gene Ontology annotation, cellular component: cytoplasm. Lineage: Eukaryota; Fungi; Ascomycota; Eurotiomycetes; Chaetothyriales; Herpotrichiellaceae. Gene Ontology annotation, molecular function: inositol diphosphate tetrakisphosphate diphosphatase activity; phosphatase activity. The transcript has a single exon.